AUGUUCGGCGGGGGGACGAGUCGGACGUACGGCGUUAAGUUUCAGGCGCGAUGCAUCGCGGCGCAAGCCGGCGAGAAGCACCACACGCGGUUCCUCGUCGGCACGCUGAGCCUGCGCGAGGAGAAUGAGGUGCAUCUGAUCCAGCUGGCAGACGACGGCUCAGAGGUGACGUGUGAGGGGCUGUAUCUGCAUCAGCACGAGAUCUGGGAUCUUGCCACGUGUCCCUUUGACUCCGCGCUGCUCUCCACCGUCUACGCCUCCGCCGGCGAAUACCAUGCCGCCAUCUGGCGGAUACCGGACAAGGCAUUUUCAGUGCUGUGGUACGGGGGUGAUGUGGCACUCCACAGAGUGAUCACCAUUGACGAGGAGAUCAUCUGUGCAUGGGACCUCGCCUCCAGCACUCGAGCAGCGCAGUUCGCGUCGGCGAAGCAGCGGGUGACAGGCAGCGGGCUGCAGAGGCUGCACACGGGGGCAUGGGACCCUCACAAUGCAGACACCAUUGCCACCACGGCUGACACGUCUAUUGCGUGCUGGGACCUGCGAGCCGCCAUAAAGACAGCGAGCAUAGAGGGAGCGCACCACCUGCAGAUAAGGGACAUAGACUUCAACCCCAACCACCCUCACAUCCUCGCAUCAGCGGGGGACGACUCGCGCAUUCGCCUGUGGGACCUGCGCUCCACCAAGCAAGCCAUCGUGGAGCUCCCAGGACACUCCCACUGGACUUGCAGCGUUCGCUACAACCGAUUCUACGAUGAGCUUCUGCUGAGCAGCGGCACCGACUCAGCAGUCAACUUAUGGCACGUUCCGUCUGCCUCGGCAGCAGCUGUGGCUGACCACCUGCGUGCCGGACCUAACCCAGCAGGAUCGGGAAGAGGGGCGGCAGCAGCAGGGGGGUAUCCCAGGGGGGGUGUGGACGAGUUGGCAGUCAGUUUCACAGACUAUGAAGACAGCGUCUACGGUGGGUGCUGA
This is a messenger RNA of Closterium sp. Naga37s-1, 969 nucleotides long. Lineage: Eukaryota; Viridiplantae; Streptophyta; Zygnematophyceae; Desmidiales; Closteriaceae. The record is from the annotation of a GenBank genome assembly.